AUGAAAGCUACCAUAUGGCGAGGACUCAUGUCCAUCGGAAUGAAAUUCCAUCAUUUCGCAGAUCCCAAACCCCCCGCUCCCAAUUUCAAGAUCCGAAUCCCCUCACGUCUAUCUCCCCGCGGGGGAUAUUUCAACCUGAUCUUCUAUGUCCCUGAAUCAUACAUGGAAGGAUCGGAAGAAGAUCAACAUCGAUUUCCUGUCGUCGUCAAUUAUCACGGAGGAGGUUUUACCUUGGGUACCGGAACCGAUGAUGCGAGAUGGGCUUCGGCCGUCAUUCAUACCGUGGAUGCCGUCUUCGUCAGUGUGGAAUAUCGUCUGGCGCCCGAAUAUCCUUUUAGUGUAGGAGUGGAAGAUGGUACCGAUGCGGUGAUAUAUCUAGCCGCACACGCAGAAGAGUUACGAUUGGAUCCUCAUCGAAUGGCAUUGUCGGGAUUUAGUGCCGGAGGAAACUUUGCAUUUACGGUUCCUCUCAUGCUUCAUGAUUUACAACAAGAUGCUGGGAAACGCAUACUCGCCGAUUUGACAAGUGCAAAUACAAAUGCAGAUGGAAGUGCUUCUUCUAAAAAUGCUAGUCGACUAGAUUUGGAUAAGUUAAAAUACGAUACUUCGACCUCAGCUUCGGCUUCAGCUGAAUCAUCUACAUCACAUCUCCGACCCAAUCCUCUACAAGGAGAGACCACAGGUAGAAACGAAUCCACAACAAGCAUCGCCAAAAUCCCCACCCUCGAACCCACCGCUCUCGAAAUCGCCCAAGAAAUCCCCAACCUCACCAUCCGCGCCAUAGUAUCCUUCUACCCACCAACCGACUUCCGCCAAACCCGCGACGAAAAGCGCGCCACAAAUCCUGCCCCCGAGAAAAAUCUUCCCCCAAUGCUCACCCGACUAUUCGACGAAUCCUACAUGCACCCCAUCGACUCGAUCGACCUACGGGACCCCUAUCUCUCCCCCGCAGCCGCAACCGAUAAUUUUCUCCGCGAGGCUUAUCCGCAGGAUAUCGUAUUAUACACCUGUGAAUACGACAUGUUAAACGCGGAAGGGAUUGCCUUCGGCGAACGGCUUUCCUCUUCCGCCAUUAGCAAAACCGUCAAAGGCGGCCUAAUAAACUGCGUACCCCACGCCUUUGACAAAAAACCCAACCCAAUAUCCUUUCCCAAAGCAGCAGAUCGCUGCUACAAAGAAGCAUGUGCGGAAUUGGCCAGGGUAUUUGGAUCGGGCACGACGAGCGAAGAAGAUCGAAAACAAUUGGGGAAGAGUAAAGUGGUGGAUAGGUUUGAGGAUCAAGAGAGGAUUGUUGGGUUAAGUGAUAAGGCGAGAAACUUGAUUGAUAACACGAGUUUGGCGGAGGGAACGAGGGAAAGUGGCAUGGCGGAUAAUCAUGGGGGGGUAGAGGGGGAGGGGAGUAUGUCGAGGGGUAGGGAUGGGGAUGCGUUGAAGGAGUUUGAGAGGGAGGCUGAUAGGGUUGUGAAGCGGAAUGGGGGGAUUGAUGAAGAGGCUAUUGUUUAG
This is a messenger RNA of Sclerotinia borealis F-4128, 1503 nucleotides long. Lineage: Eukaryota; Fungi; Ascomycota; Leotiomycetes; Helotiales; Sclerotiniaceae. The record is from the annotation of a GenBank genome assembly.